Molecule: messenger RNA, 1118 nt
Organism: Rhodofomes roseus
Lineage: Eukaryota; Fungi; Basidiomycota; Agaricomycetes; Polyporales; Fomitopsidaceae
Exons: 4
Coding region: 59-760 (233 amino acids)
Source: RefSeq, a predicted model, not a curated record
GCAGGCGCCAGCCACCUGUCCACUACACUGUAGACGUCCUAGCAGAAAUAUUGUAGGGAUGAAGUCUCGUCCACCAACCUAUGAAGAAAUCUGCAACGUUUCUCGUGAGGCAGUGUCAAUAUAUACGGACCGUGGAUAUUCAUGCUGCCUCUUCGGAAGCACCGCAUGCGCAUUGUAUGGCACCACAAGACGACCUAACGACGUGGACCUCAUCGUCUUCUCAGACGAACCGAAUACAGAACGUCUGAAGACCGUGUUGUCCGAGGCGAACCCAUCGUUCUACCUCAUCGACUCCAAGGAUCCCACAGCGACGUACAAAGUUCUCUGGUGCAAACUUGCGCGCAUAACGGGCGAAGCUGAGCGCCGCUGCAAGGUCGACAUCCUCAUCCCGGGCGUGGUCACUACCUUGAACAUUCCGCCUGUCCCUCCAGAGCACAUCCAGACACGCGACGGGAUCCCGGUCCUCCCUAUAAUCUCGCUACUUCUCCUGAAGCUACAGGGCUGGGAUGACCAUCGUAACUCUCCUGAAGGACGCAUGCGCGCGAAACAAGGAUUGGACGUCAGGGACGUCCGAGAGCUCUUGACUAUCGCUCGCAGGACGCGCGCGCACCUCAGAAGCGACAACAUGAUGUGGUUGCCUUACGAGCAUAUACGGAAGGCACAGGAUCGUGUCUUCCAGUUUACCAUGCACUUCCCGAAGACGGAGCAAUUAUGGGAGCAUGUGGGGUUCGCGUGCUAUUCCGCUCUACGGAGUUCAUGACAAGGAGGAUCAGAAUGAACGACACUAGUACUCUUUACACAGACACGACGGACAGGAUCUGUGCUGUGUACUAGUCAUGACUACCCCUGUGCUGUUGUACAGCUGUCUCGGGCUCGCUCCCUGAUGUUAAGACGGGGGGAAAGGAAUUGUAGAUGCCGGUAUUGUAAUGCUCUCCACAUCGGCGUGUGCGAUGCGUCAUGUAUGUAGCUUGGGUUGAUACUCUGCAGUAGCUCCCGAGGGCCUCGGAUGCAAUCACACUCCAUAGUACACAUACAUCACAUAGCUUCCUUAUACUCCUCGUAGCGUGCCACUAGAGACCACUGCCUACACUUGCCUUCUGAAUCAGCUUGCAGACUCC